AUGCAGAUGCUUACAAAGUUUGAAUCCAAGAGCAAUCGCGUCAAAGGCAUUGCCUUCCACCCAAAACGUCCAUGGAUUUUGGCAUCCCUGCAUAAUGGCUGUCUCCAAUUGUGGGAUUACCGCAUGGGCACUCUUUUAGAGCGGUUUGAUGAGCAUGAUGGCCCUGUGCGCGGCAUUGCCUUCCAUCCCACCCAGCCACUGUUCGUAUCAGGUGGUGACGACUACAAGAUCAAAGUGUGGAAUUACAAGACUCGCCGUUGUCUUUUUACGCUCAACGGUCAUUUAGAUUAUGUUCGUACUGUAUACUUCCAUCACGAAUACCCUUGGAUCAUCUCGGCCUCGGAUGACCAGACAAUUCGCAUUUGGAACUGGCAAUCACGUAAUUGCAUUGCAAUUCUCACUGGCCACAACCAUUAUGUAAUGUCUGCCCAGUUCCAUCCCAAAAAUGACCUUGUUGUAUCAGCUUCUAUGGACCAGACUGUAAGAGUAUGGGACAUUUCUGGCCUGCGUAAGAAGAACCAAGCUCCUACUCCAAUGGCCUUUGAGGAUUCAUUCUCUAGACAGAACUCACAGGCAGAUCUGUUUGGAUCUACUGAUGUUAUGGUAAAGUAUGUUCUUGAGGGCCAUGACCAUGGCGUCAACUGGGCCACUUUCCACCCCACACUUCCCCUGAUUGUAUCGGCAGGCGACGAUAGACAGGUUAAGUUGUGGAGAAUGAAUGACUCCAAGGCAUGGGAAGUAGAUAGCUGCAGAGGCCAUUUCAAUAAUGUGUCUAGUGCCAUCUUCCACCCUCGCCAAGAGUUAAUUCUAUCCGAUGGUGAGGAUAAGUCUAUCCGUGUAUGGGAUAUGACCAAGCGCACUGCUGUUGCUACUUUCAAGCGCGAUCAUGACCGCUUCUGGGUUCUGACAGCUCAUCCAGAACUUAACUUGUUUGCUGCUGGUCACGAUAGCGGUUUGAUUGUAUUCAAGCUGGAGCGUGAACGUCCUGCUUAUCAGACCCACCAAAACCAACUGUAUUACAUUAAGGACAAGAUCCUGCAUGUGCAUGAUCUUGCCAGUACAGCAGACCAAGAGAUUCUCAGCGUCCGCAAGCUGGGCUCGCAAUAUGUUCAGCCCCGCACCCUUUCCUACAACCCAGCUGAGCGCGCUGUUUUAGUGACAUCUCCUCACGAUGGUGGUAUUUAUGAAUUAUACCCACUUCCAAGAAACUUGACUGGUAACUUAAAAGAACCUGCGGAUGAGGCAAAACGCGGAAAUGGUCAUUCGGCCGUCUUUAUCGCUCGCAACCGAUUUGCUGUGUUUGAUAAAAUCAACCAGCAAAUCCAGAUCCGUGAUUUGGCAAACGCAGUUACCAAAUCUUUCAAGACACCAGGAAUGGUGACAGAUAUGUUCUAUGCUGGUACCGGAAAUUUACUUUUGGCUACUGCCACAAGUGUAAUAUUGUUUGAUAUCCAGCAGAGACGUGUUGUGACAGAACUUGCUGUGGCUGCUGUCAAGUAUGCAAUCUGGUCGGCUGAUCUUAACACUGUCGCUCUUCUCAGCAAACACACCAUCACCCUCGCUGACAAGAACCUUAAGCAGACAUGUCAGAUCCACGAGACAAUCCGUAUCAAGAGUGGUACCUGGGACGAUUCUGGCGUUUUUAUCUACUGCACACUCAACCACAUCAAAUAUGCCCUUCCUCAAGGUGACAACGGUAUCAUUCGUACCCUUGAGCAGCCUGUCUAUCUUACUGCAGUUAAAGGCAAGGUUCUUUACAUCCUCGAUCGUGAGGGCAAGGCACGCUCUAUUACCAUUGACCCCACCGAGUUCCGUUUCAAGCUGGCACUUAUCAACCGCCAGUACGAAGAAGUCCUCCACAUCAUUCGCAGCUCGAACCUUGUUGGACAAUCGAUUAUUGCUUACCUCCAAAAGAAGGGUUAUCCUGAAAUUGCAUUGCACUUUGUCCGUGACGAACGCACCCGAUUCGAAUUGGCAUUGGAAUGUGGUAACCUCGACGUUGCGCUCGAAACAGCAAAGAUCAUCGAUAAGCCUGAUUGCUGGACAAAGUUGAGCACCGAGGCCUUGCGCCAGGGUAACUACAAAAUUGUAGAGAUGUCUUAUCAGCGUACAAAGAACUACGACCGCCUCUCGUUCCUUUACCUCACCAGCGGAAAUGAGACCAAUCUGCGCCAGAUGAUGAAGAUUGCCGAAUUGCGCAAUGACUCCAUGUCCCGUUUCCAAAACGCACUUUACCUGGGCGAUAUCGAAGAGCGUGUUCGCCUCCUCCAAGAUGUUGGGCAGUUGCCUCUUGCCUACUUGACCGCCAAGACCCACGGUCUUACUGAGCAGGCAAACGCUAUUCUCGCAGCCGCAGGAAAGACCGAGGAUGAAAUCGAGCUGCCUAGCAUGUCUGCUGAUUUGCCUACUCCAAUCAAACCAGUUGUUAAGCUUGAGGAUCCCAACUGGCCUUUGUUGACUGUCUCAAAGAGCUUCUUUGAGGGUGCCUUUACUUCCGAACGCAACACAUCUAAUCCUAUUGCUGCCCCCACAUUCUCGUAUGAUGCUCAGAUUGAUAAUAUUGAAGAAGCCGGUGGUGAUUGGGGAGCUGAUGAUGAUGAUGUGAUCUCCGGAACUAAGGCCAAGGCCUCUUAUGAUGAUGACGAUCUUCUUGGAAACCAUGAUAAUGGAGAUGAGGCUGGUGGAUGGGAUGUUGAUGAUGACAUCAAGGUAGACAUUGAUGCAGAGAUUGGCCAGGCUGCUGCACAGGCCACCGCUGAAUUUGUUGCACCUACUGCUGGCACAAGUGAAAGUGCUAUUUGGGUGCAAAACUCUCCUCUUGCUGUUGAUCACAUUGCCGCCGGAUCCUUUGAGACUGCUAUGCAGAUCUUGAACCGCCAAGUGGGAAUUGUUCAGUUUGAACCUUUGAAGCCCUACUUCCUUUCCAUAUUCCAGGCAUCCCGUGUAUAUGUCGCCUCAACUGCUUCUAACCCAACUCUCACAUUCUCCCUCCGUCGCAAUCCCGAGGAAUCAACUCAAAGAAACAGCCUUCCCGCAGUUGUCUACAACUUCCAAAACAUUGUGUCUACCCAACUUCAACUGGGUUACAGACUCUUUACCUCUGGUAGAUUGGCUGCAUCAGCUACUCAGUUCAAGACCCUGUUGCAUUCUAUUUUAUUCACAGUUGUUUCUAACAAGACCGAAUCAGAGGAAGUUACUCAACUCAUCAACAUCUGUCGUGAAUAUCUUACCGGUCUUGCUAUAGAGCAGCAGCGUCGCGCCACUACUGGCACAGAGCCCGAAAGUGUCAAGCACGCUCUAGAACUCGCUGCCUACUUUACCCACUGCCAGCUUCAAGCCUCCCAUCUCCAACUCGCUCUUCGCCAGGCUACCAAGCAAGCAUUUAAGCUUAAGAACUUUAGCACUGCUUCUCAAUUUGCCCGUCGCCUGCUUGAGUUGGCUCCCCCCAGAUCAGUCGCUGAUGAGGCUCGUCAGAUCCAGGCUGUCUGUGAGCGUUCUUUGAGAGAUGAAAUUGAGCUCAACUAUGAUCAGUACAACCCAUUUGUGGUCUGUAGCAUUACUUUUGAACCCAUCUACAAGGGCUCUCCAAAGGCGAGCUGUUCAUUCUGCCAAGCUUCUUAUAAGCCUGAAUUAGAAGGCAAGCUGUGUACAGUGUGUGAAGUAGCACAGAUCGGCGCAAGUGCAACUGGUCUGCGUGUACUGGCAUAAAAGAUAUGAAGUAAAAAAAAAAGAAAAAAGAAAAAGAAGAAGUGAUUGUAAUCCAUUAAAGAUAAUAAUAAUAAAAAGAAACGUCAGCUUUUUGU
Molecule: messenger RNA, 3803 nt
Organism: Phycomyces blakesleeanus NRRL 1555(-)
Lineage: Eukaryota; Fungi; Mucoromycota; Mucoromycetes; Mucorales; Phycomycetaceae
Exons: 10
Coding region: 1-3708 (1235 amino acids)
Biological process (GO): endoplasmic reticulum to Golgi vesicle-mediated transport; intracellular protein transport; retrograde vesicle-mediated transport, Golgi to endoplasmic reticulum
Cellular component (GO): COPI vesicle coat
Molecular function (GO): protein binding; structural molecule activity
Source: RefSeq, a predicted model, not a curated record